Messenger RNA from Dermacentor silvarum, 1890 nucleotides. RefSeq lists its product as uncharacterized. Gene Ontology annotation, biological process: retrotransposition. Lineage: Eukaryota; Metazoa; Arthropoda; Arachnida; Ixodida; Ixodidae. The record is from RefSeq and is a predicted model, not a curated record. Gene Ontology annotation, molecular function: single-stranded RNA binding. Gene Ontology annotation, cellular component: ribonucleoprotein complex.
UGCUUCAAAACCCGUUCUGCUUCUCGGUGCAGGUUCUCGCUGCCCUGGUCACAGUAUGGUCACCGCACCUGGCUUAUGCAUCUGACGGAUUUCACUGCCACAAUCUUGGUGACAACGUCAUCAGGGUAUCAGUGGAUGGUGACAUGUGCGAGAUCAGCGAGAACAUCACGCCUUUCAUCCUGACAUCUGCGCUUGCGCCUUCUUCUGUGACGUCUCAUCACGUGGGACUUCCAGCGGCUUUAAAACGAGUCGCAGUGCAAGUUACCUCCUGUGGGCUUGGCAGCAGCGCUUCGGGAACGAUGCUUCAAAACCCGUUCUGCUUCUCGGUGCAGGUUCUCGCUGCCCUGGUCACAGUAUGGUCACCGCACCUGGCUUAUGCAUCUGACGGAUUUCACUGCCACAAUCUUGGUGACAACGUCAUCAGGGUAUCAGUGGAUGGUGACAUGUGCGAGAUCAGCGAGAACAUCACGCCUUUCAUCCUGACAUCUGCGCUUGCGCCUUCUUCUGUGACGUCUCAUCACGUGGGACUUCCAGCGGCUUUAAAACGAGUCGCAGUGCAAGUUACCUCCUGUGGGCUUGGCAGCAGCGCUUCGGGAACGAUGCUUCAAAACCCGUUCUGCUUCUCGGUGCAGGUUAGUUCUUACUUACCUACGAAGUGCUAUCGUAGUGACAACCGUUUCCUGAUGCUGCUGCCGUGCCCACUGCUGUUGUCUGAUAUGCUUCCUUUUGUAUUGAAUCUUUUAUCAUGUGGCGAUAUUGAGGCAAACCCAGGUCCAACUGAGAAGGAGCUUUUGAUGAAGCUACUUGAUGGGCAGAAUAACAUGAUGGCCACUAUGAAUAGCCUAUUAUCGAAUCAAAAUAGAAUGGAAUUAGAUAUAACAGAUAUGAAGGAAAGACUAAGCGGUUUAGAGGCUAACUCGUCUGUUCUGCAAUCUUUGGAACAAGAAUUUAAAAAUAUGAAGUCAUCCGUCGCUACUUUGCAAACACAGGUGUCAUAUUUACAGAAUAAGUUAGAUGACCAAGAAAACAGAGGUAGACGAAACAACCUGAUCGUUUACGGGAUACAGGAAGAUGACAACGAAACAUCGGAUAGCCUAACGAAUAUGCUAGAAAACGAUAUUUUCAAGGAUAAGCUGGGACUCAGUGUUAGUGGCAUAGAGAGGUGUCACAGACUAGGCAAAAAAGCGGAAAAAAACCGCCCAGUGAUAAUUAAAUUCUUGGAUUAUCGUGAGAAACUAACCAUUCUCAGAUCUUGUUCAAAGUUAAAAGGAACAAAGCUUUCCAUAACAGAAGACUUUUCAUUCAGAGUGCGUCAAAUAAGAAAGAAAUUAUGGCUAAGUGCGAAACAGGAAAAAGAAAAUAAUGCUAAGGUGAAGUUGUUCUUUGAUAAGUUAAGCGUGGACGGCGUAAUGUUUGGAUGGGACGAAGCCAAAGAUAAGCGCUUUAAACUUACUAAAAAGAAAUGAAUUCACAAGAUAAGCAGUAGGCCCUUCACAAUUCUUAACAUGAAUUGUCGCAGUGUCGUGAAUAAGACUGUCCAGCUCGAAAGCAUGCUUUUUUCGCUAGACCCCGACGUGGCCGUACUAACCGAAACUUGGUUAAGCGAUGAUGUAUUUGACAGUGAAUUCGUACCAAAGAAUUAUAAAGUGUUACGUAGGGACCGGGAUAGAAGAGGGGGAGGUAUUGCUGUACUGUAUAAAUCUUCCAUUAUGCUGCAGACAAUGCCUGAUGUUCCCGAUGUAGAAAGCGUAUUUUGUAAAUUAUACGUGAAUAAUUUUAGAUAUAUCAUUGCAGCUUUGUACAGACCUCCUAACUCCACUGUUGAUAACUUGGAGCGCUUGUCAACUUAUAUGCAUUCAUAUGUAACGCGAGAAGAUAAAUUAAUACUAA